CCUUACAAUAACUUCAUUUACAAUUCCUAAUGUCAAGUGCAUACGGAUCAGGAAAAGCUCAAGACACAGACUUUCGUAAGAAAUGGGACAAGGACGAGUACGCAGCACGCGCAAAGCUGCGUGAAGAACGUGAACGCGAACAUGCCAAGAAUGCCGAGCGAAAAAGACAAGGAUUACCCCCAAUUAGAAAAAAGGAAGAAGAAGAAGAACCUCGAGAACUGUUGAAGCCCCGAGAAGAAAAGGUUGUAUUAGAUGCCAAUCUCGGAAAGACAGUUGUAGUCCAAGGUGGUGCAUCUGGUGAAGCCUCACGACAACCUGGAUUCUACUGCAAGGCGUGCGAUAUUGUAGUAAAAGAUAGUGCAAACUAUCUUGACCAUAUCAAUGGCAGAAAGCAUCAAAAGAAUAUUGGUAUCUCAAUGAAGGUUGAGCGGGCCAGUAUUGAUUCCGUAAAGGAACGAUUGGCUAUGCUAAAGCGUAAGAAAGAAGAACCGGAGAAGGAGUACGAUCUUGACUCGCGUGUUGCUGAAUUGAAACGAGAAGAGGACGAAGAGAGACGUCGGAGAAAAGAAAAAAAGAGGCAAAAGAAGGAGGCAAAGAAAAGAAAGGCGGAAGACGAGCCCGAGGAUGCGGCUGACAUUUCAGAAAUGAUGGGAUUCAGUGGAUUUGGGUCAUCAAAGCAAUAGUAAAAAAAUAAAUAAAAAUAAAAUGUCAUUUUAUUAUUAUC
Molecule: messenger RNA, 724 nt
Organism: Phycomyces blakesleeanus NRRL 1555(-)
Lineage: Eukaryota; Fungi; Mucoromycota; Mucoromycetes; Mucorales; Phycomycetaceae
Product: C2H2-type zinc finger transcription factor
Exons: 4
Coding region: 30-683 (217 amino acids)
Biological process (GO): mRNA splicing, via spliceosome
Cellular component (GO): spliceosomal complex; U4/U6 x U5 tri-snRNP complex
Molecular function (GO): zinc ion binding; nucleic acid binding
Source: RefSeq, a predicted model, not a curated record